CAGGUUCGAAUGUUUUUCUAAUAUUGCUUAGAAAAUAACUUAGCAAUCGUGGAUUGUCAUUUUUGCGUUAAGAAACUUUGCUUUUCUUCACCCUUCGAUUGAAUAAUAAUUAUUCUGCUUGGCAAAUAAUUUUACUAGUCGCAGAAAUAUAUUCGUGUAAUGGCAGCAUUAAUGUUGAGAAACGCUUGCCGACGCACCUUAUUGUUCGGUCAGAGCCCGGCAUCACACUUGUUCGCCGUGCGGACCGUUGUUUUGAAACCGGUGCGGCCUGUCGUUCCUCAGGGUGAAUCACACGAUGAUCGAAACGCUCGCCUUAAACGCCCGCAAUCGCCACAUUUGACCAUUUAUGCUCCACAACUAACCAGUAUGCUCUCGAUCACGCAUCGUGGGACUGGUGUUGCUUUGGCCGGAUACGCUAUGAUCCUAGGACUGGGGGCGUUGGCUUUACCUCACGACGCCACUCAUUAUCUGACCAUGCUAGAGGGACUGAACGCGCCUACACUGUUCGCUUUGAAGUUUACACUAUCUUACCCGUUAGCGUUCCAUGCAACUAACGGAGUUCGCCAUCUGUUCUGGGAUUUGGGAAAAUUCCUGAGUAUUAAGGAGGUUUACAAUACUGGCUACGUUAUGGUAUUGGUUUCCGGCGCCAUUGCAGUGGGACUCACGUUCUUGUAAAUUGAAAAACACACAUACAUGAUUAACAUCAAACACCUAUUUAAAAACAUGUAAACGUUUGAAAAUGAGUUUAAUAAAAUACAAUCUUAAA
Topomyia yanbarensis is the source of this 766-nucleotide messenger RNA. RefSeq names its product succinate dehydrogenase cytochrome b560 subunit, mitochondrial-like. Gene Ontology annotation, molecular function: succinate dehydrogenase activity; electron transfer activity. Gene Ontology annotation, cellular component: membrane. The record is from RefSeq and is a predicted model, not a curated record. Gene Ontology annotation, biological process: mitochondrial electron transport, succinate to ubiquinone; tricarboxylic acid cycle. Lineage: Eukaryota; Metazoa; Arthropoda; Insecta; Diptera; Culicidae. The transcript is spliced from 2 exons. The coding region runs from base 160 to 675 and encodes 171 amino acids.